AUGUUAAACAAGAUGACCUCCUCUCAGAAGCAGCAGAUGAUGCGAGGUCCUAGGUGGAACCGGGCCUUGUCCGACCCUUUGUUUGUGCUGCUUCUGGCCCUCCAGCUGCUGGUGGUGGCAGGGCUGGUACGCGCUCAGACGUGCCCCUCUGUCUGCUCCUGUAGUAACCAGUUCAGCAAAGUCAUCUGCACCCGGCGAGGCCUGCGAGAUGUCCCAGAUGGCAUCUCUACCAACACACGCUACCUGAAUCUGCAAGAAAAUCUCAUUCAAGUCAUAAAGGUGGACAGCUUCAAGCACCUAAGACAUCUGGAGAUCCUGCAGCUGAGCAAAAAUCACAUACGCAAAAUUGAGCUGGGAGCCUUCAAUGGACUAGCCAGCCUCAAUACCUUGGAGCUUUUUGAUAACCGCCUCACUACUAUCCCAAACGGGGCAUUUGAGUACCUGUCCAAACUAAAGGAGCUUUGGCUAAGGAAUAACCCCAUAGAGAGCAUUCCCUCCUAUGCUUUCAACAGAGUGCCCUCAUUACGGCGGUUGGACCUUGGGGAGCUCAAACGGCUCUCCUACAUAUCUGAGGGGGCCUUUGAAGGGCUGAGCAAUCUGCGCUACUUAAAUCUUGGAAUGUGCAAUCUGAGGGAAAUUCCCAACCUUAUUCCCCUGGUUAAGCUGGAUGAACUGGAGAUGUCAGGGAACCAGCUCACUGUCAUCCGACCUGGCUCUUUCAAAGGGCUCAUUCAUUUACAGAAGCUAUGGAUGAUGCAUGCCCAGAUCCAGACCAUAGAAAGGAACUCUUUUGAUGACCUGCAGUCACUAGUGGAGCUCAAUCUAGCCCAUAACAACCUUACUCUAUUGCCCCAUGAUCUCUUCACUCCAUUACAUCACCUCGAGAGGGUGCACUUGCACCACAACCCGUGGAAUUGUAACUGUGACAUCCUCUGGCUAAGCUGGUGGCUUAAGGAGAUGGUACCAGCAAACACGAGCUGCUGUGCCCGCUGCAGCUCACCCUCCAACCAUAAGGGGCGAUACAUUGGUGAGCUGGACCAGAACUACUUUCACUGUUAUGCUCCUGUUAUUGUGGAGCCUCCCGCAGACCUAAAUGUGACAGAGGGAAGCGCUGCAGAGUUGAAAUGCAGAGCCAGCUCCUUGACCUCAGUAAGCUGGAUUACACCCAAUGGUUCCAUCAUGACACACGGUGCAUACAAGGUCAGAAUCUCUGUGCUGAAUGAUGGCACUCUGAACUUUACCAAUGUUACCAUGCAGGACACAGGUACUUAUACAUGUAUGGUGAGUAAUUCUGCAGGUAACACAACAGCAUCUGCCACACUCAAUGUGUCCUCUACAGAGAAUAGUAGCUUCAGCUACUUCACCACAGUGACAGUGGAGACCAUAGAAACGCCACAUAAUGAAGGCUUCACCACUACUGUGCAACAGAAGGUGGGCCCCACCCCCUCUGCUGGUACGUGGGAGUCUGUUUCGCCCACCUCUACAACUACCACCACAGUCCGGAUCCCACUCUCCACUCGCGCCACAGAGAAGACUUACACAAUCCCUGUCACAGAGCUGGGUGGGGAGGGCUCACUGAAUGGCUUGGAUGAAGUAAUGAAGACAACCAAGAUCAUAAUUGGCUGCUUUGUUGCAAUCACACUCAUGGCAGCUGUCAUGCUGAUCAUCUUCUACAAGAUGCGCAAACAGCACCACCAGCAGAACCAGCAUGCACCUACACGCACCAUUGAGAUCAUCAAUGUGGAUGAGGACUGUGUAACAGGAGGCCCAGGCAUGGAGGGCCACCUGACUCUGCCUCCUCUUGAGCACGAGCACCUAAACCAUUAUAACACCUAUAAAACAGCAUACAACCAUGCCUCCACUAUCAACUCCAUACACAGCUCAGCGCACGAACCUUUGUUAAUCCGGGCCAGCUCAAAAGACAAUGUACAAGAGACCCAAAUCUAAUCCUUUUUUUUUUCAAAACAAGACAUUAUAAAGCUGAUGGAAUUACAUAAAGACAUUACUGACUGGAAAUUACUGACAACUGGUUGCAAGGACUGUGGCUCAAACGUGAGGUUUAGAAACGUGGUGUGGCAAAUCAGUGACUGGUGAUGUUUAUUCAAUGACUUUGGGAAUUAGGGUAUGUCUACUGUUUCAAAAAGUGUCUUUACAAAACAGAAGUUAUUUAUUUAAGAAAAAAAACUAGUGUGGUUAAAUCAAGA
Molecule: messenger RNA, 2204 nt
Organism: Micropterus dolomieu (smallmouth bass)
Lineage: Eukaryota; Metazoa; Chordata; Actinopteri; Centrarchiformes; Centrarchidae
Gene: lrrc4ca
Product: leucine rich repeat containing 4C, genome duplicate a
Exons: 1
Coding region: 1-1947 (648 amino acids)
Biological process (GO): regulation of axonogenesis; modulation of chemical synaptic transmission; synaptic membrane adhesion
Cellular component (GO): plasma membrane; glutamatergic synapse; postsynaptic density membrane
Molecular function (GO): cell-cell adhesion mediator activity
Source: RefSeq, a predicted model, not a curated record